AACUAACAUGCCAAGCGCUUUAAUCUUUCCUAGGAGGGAAGGUGUUCUUUGCCCCUGGUCACACUGGCUGCCCUUUUCUGCACCUACAAUUCGUUUUUUGAGAUGUGACCAGAACUGUGCACAUUAUUCCCAGUGUGGUCGCACCGUAGAUUUGUGUAAAGCCAAGAUUCUGACCGUCAUGUUUUCGGUACCUUUCCUGAUAACACCGAGCACAGAAUCUUCCUUCUCCCUCACCCUGAGCUAUUGCAGAUUAAUUUGACAUUUUCAUUGAGUUACCCAUCUCUUUCCUGGUCAGUCACUGCCUGUUCAGACCCCAGGACUGUGUACACGAAGGGGUUGGGGGGGUGUUUGCCCUUGUAAUGCCCAUUCACCCACUUUGGAGAGGGGCUUUUGGAGCUCUCUGAAGGCCACUUGGCCUUUUGCCAUCCUGAAUAAUUUGUUGUUCUCUGCAGACUAGGUCACUCUGCUGCUCACUCCUGGCUCCAGAUAAGUUACAUACAAGUUCAAAAGCACAAGUCCUCUGGACUAGAGGCUCAGCUUCUCAUUUCCCUCCAUUGUGGGACCUGUCUGUUUACUCCAACCAUCUGCUUCCUAUUCUUUGCCCAGGUGCUAUAUCAUGGAAGGCCCUUUUCUUUCAUCCAUUGUGUUGUGCCUCUUAAAGUGUAGAAAGAUUCUUUGCCUUUGAUGCAGCAGACUUACUCCGUUUCCUGUUUGGAAGCUCUUGAUAAAGUUCUCACUUGGAGUUGUAAAGGGCAAUGAGUAACUUAAGGGAUGAGGAGCAAAGUCUGCUGCUGCUGCUGCUGCUGUUGUUCUACUGGGGAGCUUGCAGCUGCCUGGUUCAGAGAAAGGCUGAUGGGAGCAGGGAUGUCCCGGUUCAGCACCCCACAAUGAAGAUUUGGCUGGAGGAGAGUGCGGGGGAAGAAGGACAUGCAUUGAAAGAGUUCCUUGACCCGGGAGAAGUUAGCCGGUGUUGCUGUGACAUCGCUUGAACUUUACGUCCCCCUCUGUAGUCUCCCAGAGGGGUUUGCGCCUGAGACUGGUGGAAGCCUCAUGCCCUGGUGGCCAUCUCCAUCUUCCCCCACACUGACCACGGAAGGACACGAAAGAGAGAGCCACUAACUGCUGGUCUGUGAUUCUUUCUACACAGAAGCUGAUUCCCAGCACAUCAUCUUUUGUUUGAUAAUAAUAAUAAGGGAUGGCUAGUGUCGUCCCAUAAAGUCUCCUGGCAUUGCUUAUGCUGCAAGAUACAGCCCUGCUUCAGAUUCCUGGACUGGCUGUCUUCCCUCAAGGCAAAGAGGAUGUCGGCCUCGCUGAGCGGCCAGACUGUGGCCUCCCACGUCCUCGUGGCCCUCUUUGGGAUGGGCUCCUGGGUCUCCGUGAACUCCCUGUGGGUGGAGCUCCCCGUCGUGGUGAAACUGCUGCCAGAAGGCUGGAACCUGCCUGCCUACCUGACCGUCCUGAUUGCCCUGGGCAACGUGGGCCCCGUGAGCGUGACCCUGGCUCACCACUUCGCCCCCGGGCGGCUGAAGGAGCGCUGGCUGAUCCACGGCAUCCAGCUCCUGGCCGUGGUGGCGGCCUUCUUCCUGGCCUUCUUCUGGGACCGCAUCGUGGUGGUAGCCGGUGAGCCCCACAGCCUGGCCUUCCUGGUGCUGGCCUUCCUGCUGGCCCUGGUGUGCUGCACCUCCAACGUCUCCUUCCUGCCCUUCAUGUACCAGUUUCCCCAGCUGUACAUCCGCACCUUCUUCAUUGGGCAGGGCCUCAGCGCCCUCCUCCCUUGCGUGCUGGCCCUGGGCCAGGGCGUGGGGCAGCUGGAGUGCCGGAACAGCACCAACGGAACGCAGCCACACUUUCUGGAGGAGAACUUCUCGGCCACCACGUACUUCUGGAUGCUCCUGGCCCUGCUGGUCGUCUCCGCGCUGGCCUUUGCGGCUCUGGUGCUCUGGCACAGCCGCAGCGGCCCUGCAGAGGAGAAGAGCUCUUCCCAGGACAGCGUGAAGACGGAGGAGUCUUUCCCGCUGCAGUCCGAGAGCGUGCCCACCUCCAAGCAUGCCACAGAGGAUGCCGCAGCCGGAGAGCCCACCAAGCAACCAGCUUCCGCCUUCUGGACUGCAAGAAACAUUUACCUGCUGGUGCUGCUGGGGGUCUCCAACGCCCUGACCAAUGGGGUCCUGCCUUCCGUGCAGAGCUACUCCUGCUUGCCUUACGGGAACAUGGCCUAUCACCUCUCCGUGGUGCUCAGCAACAUUGCCAACCCCGUGGCCUGCUUCACCGCUAUGUUCCUGCUGUGCAGGUCGUCCCUGGGUCUGGGCAUCAUCUCUGCCGUGGGGUGUGUGUUUGGAGCCUACCUGAUGGUGCUGGCGGCCCUCAGCCCCUGCCCUCCCCUGGUGGGCAGCCCUGCAGGAGUUGCGCUGGUGGUGAUCUCCUGGAUCCUCUUCAUGGGCCUCUUCUCCUACCUGAAGGUGGUGAUCGGCAGCUUGCUGCACGAGGCCGGCCACGCCGCCCUGGUCUGGUGUGGCGCCAUCAUCCAGGCGGGCUCUCUGCUGGGCGCGCUCGUCAUGUUCCCCCUCGCCAGCAUCUACAGGCUCUUCUCGAGUGGGCAGGACUGUGUGGACAACUGCAGGCCGUGACGGCCGGUGCCGGCAAGGAGGAGCCGCAGGAGGCCAUGCUUCUGAGGAGCCACCCUCUGGCGCCCCUCUCCAGGGCUGUCAGCACUUGGGGGGCGCAGUCCUGGCUGCUCUUCCUGGCUCCCCUCCAGCACUGCCAGUUGAACCAUCUCAUGCUCUUGCCCCCCAGGCAGAGGAGAGAAGCUUAGGGGCAAAGCACACAGACCCCCAGCCCACCUUGCUUGGUCGCAGCCUCUCUCUCCUCUGCUCUCCGUGGGUUAGUUAGAGCCAUCUUGGGGCAACAGGUAGCAGCUUCUGGUUUGGAGGGGCUGCAUGGCCACGUGCUUAGGAGGGAGGGGUGCUGCUGCAGACACAGAGGCCUUAACCACCAUGCCUUAAGAACCAACCUCUCGCACCCCCCCCUUGGGACCAGAGCACUUCACCCCCCCCCCCACAUACUGACUCCUCCCUAGUGGUGAUCCAGGCCCCUUUAACCUCUCGGGAAUGGUGUCUUCAGAGGGGACAACUGGCUGCCAUGGGGGGAGGUAGGCUGCAUUGCAGAAGUGGGGAGAGGGAGGGGCACCCCCCUGUGACUGGCGACUGGCUUCAGGGAGCAAGUGCGGGGAGUCAGGAAUACUUUUAUUUUUUAUAAUGGGCUCACUACAGUUCCAUUGGCUUUUUAAAACAAAACACCCACCCACCCCCUAAUAGAAAUAAAUUAGGUAACCUGGAGGCGUUUUACAUACCUUGCAUUCUGUGCAAAAUCUGCACAAUUGCUGUUGAGGUUUUACACUAAACUGGGGGUGGUUUGUAGUGGCAAGAGUGUUGGACCUGGGAGCUUGUCCCCGCUCAGCCCUGAAGCUCUUACGGAGCGGCCUUGGAGUCAGUCCCUGCCUCUCAGCCUAGCCUUCCUUCCAGGGUUGUUGUGAGGAUAAAAUGGGGAGAAGAAUCCGCACUACCUGGAGCUCCUUGGGAGAAAAGGGGCAUAACUGUGAUGAAGCAAGAGGGACAGCUAAGAAAGGUCUGGGACUCGGGGGGGGGGAGCAGUAAGGUCCCAGGGUGGGGAACUAGAAUUUGCUGAAAGUGCGCCCCCCCCAGACCUGUUCUAUGUAAGUCUCAGCUGGAGGAGCUGGUCUUUUUUCAUACUUCCCUGUGACACUAGAGGGGCUAGACCAACAUGCGGCCCUUGAGGCAUUUUUUGUCCCCCGCCUACAGCCUUUGUGCCGCCUCCCCUAGGUGGGUAAGAGGUCCUGGGCUCUGGGAAGGUGGCGUGAGGCUCUGAGUGUCCUGACACCUCCUUCCCAGAGCCUAGUUAGCACUUUCCCAGCUUUGGGAAGAGCUGGAAGCGAUGGGAAGGGCAAAAGGGCCUCCUUGGUAGUUAUCAUCUCAUGAGAGGGCCAAGAAUAUGGCUGGACUCCUUGCGAUAGAUUGGUGCAAAGCCGUUUAGAGCAGUAUAAAUCAGGGUCGGCACCUUGAAUUGGGCUCCGUAGUGAAUGAGCAGCCGGUGCAAACUUUUCAAGACCAAUGCUCUAUGCUCUUCUUGGAAGUAAGUCCUAUUGCAUUUGGUGGGGCUUACUCCCAGGAAAGAGGGUUUAGGAUUGCUGCCUUGAACUGUAUUGGUCGGCUAGCGCCGCAACCCCAGAGUCGGCUAUGACUGGACCUAAUGGUCAGGGGUCCCUUUACCUUUUUAAGCCCUGGCCAGCCUGACAGUGGCUGUGGCGGGUCCUCUGUGGGGCUGCCCAGCAUAGCAGUUUGGGAAGUUCACCUGGCUCAGAAAACGCCAGCAGCCAGUUCGUUAAAUGGGGCUUCUCAACCUGGUGACUGUUUGCCAGUCCUUGGAAGAUCCGCCCCGGCUUCUGGCCACAACUGAAUGUGCUGGCUUAUUUAUUUAUUUAUUUCAACCGGAAGCCCUUAAAUGCAGGAAGGGCCCCCCCCACUCCCUGCCAGUUCCUUUUCUGGGGUCCUUCUUGGGUUCCCCCUCUGGCUGGAUGGAAGCCACUGUGGACGGGCCCCAGGCACACGCAGCCGCCAGUCACGGACGUGACUCUCUCAGGCAUCCGUUAAACCUUCAGUUGCCAAGCCCUGGGCAGCACUGAACCUCGAUUGUUCUUUCAAGGAUCAUCCAAAUGGCUAUCUUGUUGUAAUUGAUUGUUUCGUUCAUUGUAAGCUGGCUUGAGCGGGGCUGGGGACCAAAGACAAGAUAUAUUUUUACUCCUUUUUUUUGUAUUUUAUUUGCGAUAUUUUUAGGAUGUUCUAAAGCACUUAGAGAUCUUGGAAACCUGAAGCUUAUAUGUCUAUUUUGUAUGUGAUGCACUUCUUUUACGGAUGUAAUUUUACUGUUUUUCUUAUGCUGCACACUACUGGAAUAUAUUUUUCCCUUAAUGUUGAUGGAGUAAAAACUUUUGCAAAGAAAGUAUAAAUUGCCUAAAUGAGUAAUACAUUUUAAAUGAAUAAAAUGAAUCAGAGUCAGACUUUA
Messenger RNA from Podarcis muralis (Common wall lizard), 5079 nucleotides. The record is from RefSeq and is a predicted model, not a curated record. Lineage: Eukaryota; Metazoa; Chordata; Lepidosauria; Squamata; Lacertidae.